This is a messenger RNA of Ceratitis capitata (Mediterranean fruit fly), 881 nucleotides long. Its product is annotated as kappaPI-actitoxin-Avd3c-like. Bases 507 to 806 code for a protein of 99 amino acids. NCBI's taxonomy places the organism in Eukaryota, Metazoa, Arthropoda, Insecta, Diptera, Tephritidae. The transcript is spliced from 2 exons. Gene Ontology annotation, molecular function: serine-type endopeptidase inhibitor activity. The record is from RefSeq and is a predicted model, not a curated record.
ACUUUGCCAGGCACUGCUUCGGUCCUAUAAGGUGAAAAAAGGGUUCGGGGGAAAAUCGUUUAAGCGCAUAAAAUAUUUUUACUUUAAUCUUAUCUUAUAUAUUAUUAGUAUUUUGUUUCAGUCCGCCUUCCAACCUUUUUCGGAUUUAGUUAGCAGCUGCGACUAGUCCGUUCAGGGGUUUUUUGAAACACAACCAUUUCUUGUACGAAUUUUCUUCGAUCACUGGGUUCACUAUUAAUUGAUAAAAAUGUAUGAAAUCAUUUUUCAUGCACUUCUGCUCUCUUUCGAUGAUACAAGUUAAUAAUAAUUUUUCAGUUAAAUAAUAGGCUUUUUUUCUUUAAAUGCCGUUCGCAAACACAGAUGUUUCUUUGUAUCGCAGUUUUUGGGUCUUUUGAUAUAAAAAAUGCAAGAAUAAUAAUUAUUAAUUAUUACAUUAAAAUUAAAUCACAUUAUUAAACAGUCAACCAUAGGUUGAAGAGGUAAAGAUUUUUUAAGAAACUUGUAAAAUGAAAGUUUUGGCAAAUUUUUUAAUGAUCGGUUUCCUUAUCACCAUAGCAAGCGCGGAGCAAAAAUGUUAUGGUGCACCACGGACGCCAACUUGCAGCCAACUACGCGAUCAAGGUCGCACAGGCUUCGGUUGUAGAGGCGGAAAUCGAUGGUAUUACAAUGUGAGUACGCGACGUUGUGAAAGUUUCGAUUACUUCGGCUGCGGUGGUAAUACGAACCGCUAUUGUACGCAAAAUGAAUGCCAGCGGCGGUGUCAUGGUUGGCGUGGAUUUCUGGCGAAGGUUGGCAUACAAGUUUGAUGCUGGAUGCGGUUGAGAAUUAAACGGUUUUAAGGUUAAAACCUUUUAAGGAUGGAUAAUAAAAUCAAAAUAAAA